Molecule: messenger RNA, 2959 nt
Organism: Manihot esculenta (cassava)
Lineage: Eukaryota; Viridiplantae; Streptophyta; Magnoliopsida; Malpighiales; Euphorbiaceae
Product: transcription initiation factor TFIID subunit 15b
Exons: 6
Coding region: 81-1505 (474 amino acids)
Molecular function (GO): RNA binding
Source: RefSeq, a predicted model, not a curated record
CCAAACAACUCCUUUUCCUUCAUCUUCCUAUCGCUUAUACGUGGGAGGGCAAGGCAAAGAUAACCCUAACUACUUGGAUCAUGUCUGGGAUGUACGGUCAAGAUGGCGAAUCUGCACCUCCAUCGUACGGAGGUUAUGGCGGUGGCAGCGCUGGUGGUUAUGGUGGCGGCAGUGGCGGCGGCGGAGGAGGAGGAGGAUAUGGAGGAGGGGCUAGUGGCGGAGGCUACGGAGGUGAUGGUGGUUAUGGCGGCAGUGGAGGCGGCCGCGGAGGUCAUGGCGGUAGAGGUGGCGGCAGAGGGUAUGGUGGUAAUUCGCAAAAUCGCGGUGGUGGUGGUGGAUAUCAAGGAGGAGAUCGUGGAGGAAGAGGCGGUGGAGGUGGUGGCAGAGGAGGUGGCCGAGGUGGAAGCGGAAGGGACGGUGAUUGGCUGUGCCCUAAUCCAAGCUGUGGCAAUUUGAACUUUGCAAGAAGAGUGGAGUGUAACAAAUGCGGCACUCCUUCCCCUUCUGGUGCCAACAAUGAUCGUGGAAAUGGUGCUGGAGGAGGAUAUAACAAGGGAGGAAGUGGUGGAGGAUAUGGUGGUAAUCGAGGGGGUAGAGGUGGUAAUUACGAUGGUAAUAGAAGCAACAAUUACAGUGAUGGGGGACGAGGUGGUAGUUAUGAUAAUAGGAGUGGAGGUGGCAGCAGAGGGGCCUCUUAUGGUGGUAAUCAAGGAAGAGAUAAUGGUGCUUAUAACCAGAUACCUCCCCCUGCACUCCCGUCUUAUGGUAGUGGUAGUGGUAGUGCUAGUGGUAGCUAUCCACCACCUCCUAACUCAUAUGGUGGCAAUACAAAUUAUGGAAUGGAAGCAGUUCCUCCCCCUACAAGCUACACUGGUGGACCUACAUCUUAUCCACCAUCUUAUGGUGGUCCUGUAAGUGGUUAUGGUGGUGAUGUUCCAGCUGAUGUGAGGACUGGUGGGCGAGGUGGCCAACCAGGUGGUCCUCGGUAUGAGGGAAGUGGUGGGUAUGGUGGGGCUGCUGCUGCUGGUGCCCCAGCUAAAAUUAAGCAGUGUGAUGAAAACUGUGAUGAUACUUGUGACAACUCUAGAAUAUACAUAUCAAAUUUGCCCCCAGAUGUGACUACUGAGGAAUUGAGAGAACUCUUUGGCGGCAUUGGACAAGUUGGAAGGAUUAAGCAGAAGCGUGGCUAUAAAGAUCAAUGGCCCUGGAAUAUAAAAUUAUACACAGAUGAGAAGGGAAACAAUAAAGGAGAUGCAGUUUUGUCUUAUGAAGAUCCAUCUGCUGCACAUUCUGCUGGCGGUUUUUACAACAAUUAUGAUAUGAGAGGUUAUAAAAUCAGUGUUUCAAUGGCAGAGAAGUCAGCACCAAGGUCUCAACCUUCAUACGACCAUGGAGGUGGUAGAGGUGGCUAUGGCGGAGGUGAUCGGCGCCGGGAUAGUUACAGAGAUGGAGGCUCUGGCCCAGAUAGGCACCACCAUAGUGGAAAUCGUUCACGUCCAUACUGAGAAUUUCAGCUUCUGAGCUUUUUAUGUACUAAAUUGUGAUCUGAGGGAUUUAAUUGUGUUCCAUUUCCUUAGGGGGGUUUCUUAAACUGGAGACUAAGAGGUAGGUGUUCACUUACACUGAGCAAUACCCCUUUUUCUCCUUUUUCUGUUUACUCACUCGUGGAGGGGUUUCUGUUUUAGGCAUGGGAUUGAUUUUAAUUGUGUGAAUGUUUUUAUAGAGGCAAGUGGAUUAACUCCAAAUUUCUUGCUGCUAAGGUAGGUUGAUAUUUUCAGGUGAGUGCAGCUCUUUCAAAAUCUCAUUUUAUCCUUAUUUCGAAUGCAGGGUGGUCAAUCAUGUUAAUUUUUCUUUUGCAUGCCUGAAAUAGAUGUUUGGCCUUGGAACUUAUAUUAUUUGCAUGAAUAUAUUGGUAGGUGACUAGGCAAGAAAGCAUUGUACCAACAAUAAUUCUAGUUUGGGCUAUUUUUCGCUUAAUUCAUUUAUUGGUUGGAAGAUACCAAUGCAAAACAUUUUGUUUCUUAGAGAUUUUAUUAUAGUUCAAGUUUCUUGUUGAAAUUUCUUACUGUGGGAUAUGAAAAGCGAAUUGGAUAAUCGUGGGAGAAAACAUAACACAAUCUCGAGGAAAUAUGUCCCCCCUUCCUUUUCUUCCUUGCCUAUAUUUUGUAGACAUAUGGUAUUUUGGUUAUCUUAUUUUGAAGCAAUACUGUGAUACCAUGUUCUGUUUAGUUAAAAUGCUAGUAUCACCUUGAGAACUUCAAGUUUUUGAAAGGAGUAAAACUAAUUUCAUAAAAUCUCACGCAGUUAUGUUGUGACAUUUCUUUAUGUAUAGCAACUCAUUUUUAGAAUUUAAGUGUGUUGAAAGAAGUAACACGCUGAUUUCAUAAGAUCUUGUUAUGUUUUUAAUCAUACUAGGUGGUUUUACUUUUCAGUUUCCAGUUAAUACAUCCAACAUAAAUGAACACAACACACAUCACUGUUGUUGAAUCUGUGCGGAUGGGUGCUUUCUCGGGCUUUGGGGGAACUGUUUAAGGGUAAUUUAAUGCAGAAUUUGUAGCUGUUGUAACAUAUAUUAGGAAUGCUGGGUAAGGUUGUAGUUUUUGCCAUUUUCUACAUAAAUGCCUGUUGGAGCCCAUAAUUUGGUAUUGAACAAGACAAAUGUGGAUCUGGUGCUGGGACGGGUGGUUUUUUGCUUUUGGAGCUUCAAACUUUCUAAUCACUAUUAGGCUGUGGGAGGCAAUCCGUUCUGCAUGAAUGGUGAUUCGUGGGGUUACUUGAAUAUUCUUACUGGCUUUUAGAGGAGUUUGCGUUGGAUAUGUUUUAUAGAUUUGAUGAAGAUUAGCAAUGAAAUUAUUUCGUGUACAAAAUUGUGCUCAAUGUAAGUUUUGUUGUUUUAUGAACUAUUGGCACGGUAUGUCUCGCUGGGAAAGUAAUGUGAUCCAUAUUGAACUUUUGGCCA